GUCUUCUGCCUUUUGGGCUCGGUCCCUAAAAAUAUAUCAGCCAAUAAUAUCGGCUGACCAACAUAUCGGUCGGGCUCUAAUUUGUUGAUGUUCUGUGUUCUUAAGAUGGAGUGUAUGAUGAUUGUUUUUGAGGUUCAAUAUUUGAUCAUUUUUACUACAAACCUGUAGUCUGAAAUAAACUACUGAAUGAGACUAGCCAUAUAAAAGCAUAUUCAAUAUAUUAUUUUGUCUGUUAUUUUAACUUCUGUGACCAAGUCAGCCCUCUUAAACUGCCAAAAACCUUUCUCACAGAGAAUAUAGACGCACACAGAAUGUAGACGCAUAAUUUUCUCCAUGACAAAUCACUUAAGAUGAAUUUCAUCACUGUCGUCAGUGACACUGCCCAGGAAAGAGAAGUGAGAAGUCGCAUUCAGUCGCAAGGAACUCAGUGAGAAGGCACUUUAUAUUGACUCCUGCCUAACAAGCUAAGACAUAAGGAAAGGUAACCAACAUGAGUGUGGAUUAUAUUGAAUAUGACGAUUACACUCCUGACAAUGAAACUGAAAAAAACAUCACCACAGCUGGACUGCAUUUCGACAGUUCUCAGUCUUCUUGGACUCAUGCCCUGGUGACAGUCAAUAUCAUCAUAUCUGUUAUUGGCCUUAUAGGAAAUUCAUUGGUGAUCUGGAUCUGUGGAUGGAAAAUGAAAAGAACGGUCAUCAACACCUGGUACAUCAGUCUGGCCAUUUCAGACUUUUUAUUCUGUGCCUUUCUGCCCCUGGAGACAUACUACAUGAUUACCUCAGAUUGGCCUUUCGGACUGUUGUUUUGCAAGCUAACAUCCUCCGCCCUGUUUCUCAAUAUGUACAGCAGUGUGUUUUUGUUGGUUCUUAUCUGUACUGACCGAUGUGUAAUGGUUUCAUUUCCCGUGUGGUCGCAUAACCAUCGGUCAGUGCGGAAAGCUUUCGGCAUCGUUAUCCUCAUGUGGGUUCUUUCUGCACUCCUGACAUUGCCCUCACUGAUCUUCAGACAAACCAAAGUCCACGGCUCCGUCAUUCAGUGCUACACAGACUACGUGGACCACUCCAAACACAAGGCAGUGGCACUGAUCCGGUUCAUCUGCGGCUUCCUGAUUCCUGUCCUCGUGAUUAUGUUCUGCUGCUUGGUGCUUGGUGUGAAGCUGAGAAGUUUGACCAUCAGGUCAACAAAGCCUUACAAAAUCAUGGCAGCGCUCAUCGUGUCGUUUGUCUUCUGCUGGGUCCCCUACCAUAUCUUUGUUCUUUACGAGUUAGAUUUGAGGAACCUCAGCGUGGAAGUAAUUAACACUGGGCUAAAAGUGGGGGCAACUCUGGCUGCUGCAAACAGUUUCAUAUCCCCAGUUCUCUAUGUGUUUGUUGGUCAUGACUUUAAGCAAACCUUAAGGCGGUCUUUGACAUCAAGGAUAGAGGAGGCAAUGGCAGAGGAUUUUCGCACAGGUGGUCUCAAUCACUCACGGUCAAAAUCGAUGGAAAUUGCCUGAUUAAAGUUGAAACCUUUGUUAUCAAUGACAAGAAGCCUUACAAUGCACAAAAAUGAUUAUAGAUCUGACUGAUUUUUACAAAAUCAUAUGUCAGGACAAAAUUGAUUGGAUGAAAUAUUGGUAAGGAUGUAUAUUGUAUGUAUUGAUGAUUUAUUUAACAUUAUGAUAAAGCCUCACAAUGACAACAUUUGGUCAUUUGGGCAAUGUUGGUCAGGUUUCAUUCUUGCAGGUCAAAGAUUUAUGCUGCUUUGAAAACCAUGCGCCUGCUAAUGUUCUCGAAAAAUAUCUUUGUUCUCAAUCUUGUUCUCAUAUUUAGAAUUUUUAAUGGAAAAUAAACAAAAUGUAAAAAGUAAUUACAUUGUUGUAAUUACUGAAAAGUUCUGUAUAUUAUUGUAGCCCUACUAGUAAGCAGUACUGUCAAUCAUUGUAUUUGUGUUUUUUGUGCUCAAUUAAGUUAAUAAAAAAUUAGAGCUGCACUUGUCAAUAUUUCUAU
Thunnus maccoyii (southern bluefin tuna) is the source of this 1991-nucleotide messenger RNA. Its product is annotated as chemokine-like receptor 1. The record is from RefSeq and is a predicted model, not a curated record. Bases 491 to 1498 code for a protein of 335 amino acids. The transcript has 2 exons. Gene Ontology annotation, molecular function: complement receptor activity; G protein-coupled receptor activity. NCBI's taxonomy places the organism in Eukaryota, Metazoa, Chordata, Actinopteri, Scombriformes, Scombridae. Gene Ontology annotation, cellular component: plasma membrane. Gene Ontology annotation, biological process: chemotaxis; regulation of calcium-mediated signaling; complement receptor mediated signaling pathway.